UUCUCGCCAACGAACUCCUUUGUCUGGACUAAAGUUUGCUCGCAAAAUCUAAAUUGCGACACUCCAUAAACUUGUGUAACUUAGAAACUUGUCAACAGAAUACUUGGGUACCACCAGGGAAUGUAAAUUCUGAAACAAUAAAUUUGGGAACAGGAAAAAUUGUGAGGAUAACUUAUUUAUCCUGCGAAGGGAAACUACCGGUUUUAGAUGGUACCAACGAUCAGCAGGUAGUAAUGCGACCACAACACGUUGGAUAAUUUGUAGAAAUAGCACAAUAGAAAGGGAUUCACUUCAGCGGGCGUAUGGACAAGUGUAUCCAAUUCAGAUGACCGCUUCUGUCCAUAGCUUCGGUUCAAUCGGUAUUUACAAAAGAGUAACAAGAUUCGUCGUUCGCUACACGAAGAUCUCAGCCGCUAAUAGACUCGAUGUAUUUAAGCGUGUGUUCAAAUUGUAUGCAAGCUUCACAGUGUGAUCGAAAGCCUACUGCAGCUUUUGCUAAGGAUGCUAAUGAGCAGGCUCUGUUCGAUAGGUCUGAUCUUCAAGCUUCGUCUAAGUCCACCGGUUGACGAACAACGACGAACAAUUACUUCGUUGCAAUGGGUCUUCUACCUGGAAGUCUGUCACUCGGAGGCGUUGUAGCCAUUAUAUUCCUCGGCUACAUCGGUAGUUCAAUGUACACAAUGUACAAAAUUUAUAACCCUGCUGAAUGUACUGAUGUUGAUUCGAAAACCUGUCUGCAGCCCGCCUGGCGAAAUAAAGGAGAUCUAAAACAUCAGUUAGUAAUGGUUGUCACCACUGAAGAGACGGCAUCACGCAUUAAAAUUGGAAAGCACCAAAUAAUCUUGAAUGAGGCCGAUUUUGACGUUACGCAGACUACUUCAGAUUUGAUUUUAAAGAGUUUUGAUGUACCGCUUUCGGUGAGACGGAAUGGCAGCCUCUACCUUCACGUAUUUCUUGACUCGCGGACACCUUCUGCUGCUGCCAAGGAGCCUCUAGAUCUAAUCUCUUCAUCGACAGCUACCGCGCAUUCUGUUCGACUCUCACGGUAUGCAGUGCCAAAGCCUGAAGCUGUAUCCCUUAUUGGAGGAAAUGGCAAAGAACCACUCAGUGAUGAAGAAAGGUCGAAGGCCGUAAGGAAACGAAGAAAGGCGUCAAUGGGUUCACAGGAGGAGUUAGAACGACCAUAUACGCAUCUGCCAUCAACACUAACUGUAUGCCUUAUGGCAACUCCGCACUCGAUGCCGAUCAAUUCACUGUUUUCUGAAAUAAUUCCACUUCUAAAGUUGACCCAUCAAAACAAAUACGUACCGAUCGCGUACGUCAACACGGCCGCUGUUAUGAACAGAGAUCUCGUGCAUAUAACACCGUCAACAUCGACUUUUGGAAUGAAGGUUUCCUUCAAUCAGAUAACGGUUGGAAAACUUAAGUUCAUCUCCGUUGUUAAAGAGGCACUCAACAACAUGGAACAGUUUGGUAUCUCUGAACAGGAUACGGAUGGCGUGAAAACCAUCUUCUUUGACACCUCCCUAGUACUUCUGCUUACAACAGUUCUUGUCUCCGCACUACACAUGAUCUUUGAUGUAAUGGCAUUUAAAAACGACGUGUCUUUUUGGCGAAAUAUUGAUAACUUUGAGGGCAUCUCAGUGCGAGCUAUCGGAUGGCGAGCGCUAUCGCAGAUUGUCAUUCUUCUGUAUCUGUACGACAAUGACACGUCGAGGCUGGUUCUUCUGUCAAACCUUGUUUCGACUGCUAUCGAGUUAUGGAAAUUGGCUAAAGCAAUGAAGGUUUCGAUCUGUUGGAAGAAAAUUCUGCCAGUCGGCUUUAAGUUCGGUAGUUCCAGUGAGGCAGAGCAGAAAACUGAUGAAAUCGAUUCUCAAGGAAUGAAGCUUCUUUCGUAUAUAUUAUUGCCACUUUCCAUCGGUGGAGCGAUAUACAGCUUGUAUUACCAGCCACAUAAGAGCUGGUAUUCAUGGAGUAUAGCAUCAUUGGCUAAUGGCGUCUAUGCGUUUGGCUUUUUGUUGAUGCUACCACAGCUGUUUCUCAACUACCGACUCAAAUCGGUUGCCCACCUCCCAUGGAGGGUAUUUAUGUAUAAGGCGUUCAACACCUUCAUCGACGAUCUGUUCGCUUUUAUUAUACACAUGCCGACAGCCCAUCGCGUCGCCUGUUUCCGUGAUGACGCUGUUUUCCUCAUAUUCCUUUAUCAACGAUGGCUGUACCCAGUAGACAAGACUCGAGUUAAUGAAUUUGGCAUGUCCUACGCUAUAGACGAGACGUCGGCAAAAUGUUCGCCGAAAAAAAAUGUAGAAGAAUCAAAAAAGAGUAGAUAAUAGCUGGAUAAGGGAAACUAUUGUUAUUACGAGAUGAGCAAAGGGUGCGUUACUCUGGAUAAACUCAUCGGCAAUGCCUUGAGAAUCUAUACAAAUAAUGUAAUAUUUCGUUGAAAGAAAAUUGCAAAGAAGAAAAUCCGCAAAAGCAUGUAUGAUUAAAUGGUUCUGUACUGCUCGUGUGGUUUCUUCACAGCAUCGUGUGUAUAUUCUCUGCACAUUUUAUUCCCCUGCACUUUUUAGGGGUUUCUGUCAUUCUUGUUUAUAGAUAUAAAUAUACGGAUAUCAUGCAUUUUUUUAUUGUGUUUACUAGAAUAAGCUUUUAUGAUAAAUAGGUUUAAUUCACGACUUACCGAGAGAAGGCAUGAAAGACGUUAAAAAUUAGUGCAGGAUUAAGGUAUUAAAAAAGCGACGCAGUACAACAAAACGAGAAAAAAGCUUGGCCAGUUUGAACUAAACUGUCGUCAUAUGCGGUAAUAUUUGUCACCAGAAAAAUAUGCUGCACAUUGCUAAACAUUAAAUGCAAUUUUUUGAUAAUGUCGUGCUGCAGAAAUUACGAAAUUUAUCCAACUCUCAGAAUAAGGUCAUCUGUUUCGGAAAGAGGGCUUAUUGAAAGUGUCAUGACACUUGUGAGCGGCACGAUUGAAGAACGGUUACUGAAGAAAUGAGAACAGACAAAUAAAGCGCCUUACGAAUUUCUUUUACGAUCA
Messenger RNA from Varroa destructor (honeybee mite), 3037 nucleotides. Its product is annotated as lipid scramblase CLPTM1L. NCBI's taxonomy places the organism in Eukaryota, Metazoa, Arthropoda, Arachnida, Mesostigmata, Varroidae. The record is from RefSeq and is a predicted model, not a curated record. Gene Ontology annotation, cellular component: endomembrane system; membrane.